Bombina bombina (fire-bellied toad) is the source of this 524-nucleotide messenger RNA. RefSeq names its product gastrula zinc finger protein XlCGF66.1-like. Lineage: Eukaryota; Metazoa; Chordata; Amphibia; Anura; Bombinatoridae. Bases 168 to 467 code for a protein of 99 amino acids. The transcript has 4 exons. The record is from RefSeq and is a predicted model, not a curated record.
AUGCCGCUUUACGUAUUUUAAUUAUUUCAAAUACAAUUUAAGUUAAUCAGAUAUUACAGUAAAUGGAUGAGAAGAACAUAAUAUAAAUGCCAGACCGACAGAAAAGAGUAAUUCCCAAUGUAACAGUUGGGAGCUGUAGACUCUCAUAAACAAGACCCAUAAACAAUAUGGCGGAUUCGUCGUCAAGUUUGUUUUACGCAUCUGACUCUCUGAAGUUAAAGACAAUGAAUAAAGACACGAAAGGUGCAGAAAAAAUGACUGAGCGAAUCUUAAAUUAUGCCCUGGGCAUAAUCUACCUGCUGACCGGAGAGGAAUACACCGUUGUGAGGAAGAAUUCCCCCCACAACAGCAUUCACCCACUGACCGGCGAGGUGCCUAUAAAGUGUGAUGACGUUGCCGUAUACUUUUCUAGGGAGGUGUGGGAGUAUAUAGAGUGGCACAAGGAGUAUAGGGCACUUGUGAUGUAGUCAUAUCUCUGGUACUGUCCUUAUUGCCCUGAAUAAAUGCCUAUUUCUUUCCUAAGA